AUGAGUCAGCCACCUGGCUUUGUUGAUGCAUCUCAGCCCAAUGCUGUGUGCCGUCUAAAUCGUGCCUUGUAUGGUCUAUGCCAGGCACCCCGAGCAUGGUUUGAUCGCUUUAGCAUGUUUCUACUAGAGUGUGGGUUCGUGUGCAGCACGUAUGAUUCUUCCAUGUUUGUCUAUCGUUCUCAAGGUCGUGUUAUGAUACUACUACUUUACGUGGAUGAUAUUGUUACAUUGGGGACUACGUUCGCUAUGAAGGACCUUGGUCCACUUCACUAUUUCCUGGGUAUAGAGGUGACUUCCACUCCUCAGGGGUUGUUCUUGUCUCAGGCUAAGUAUGCCACAGAUAUACUACACCGUGCACAUAUUGUUGACAUCAAGCCAACGUGCACACCCAUGGCCAUUCGGCCCGAUCUAGCCUCAACCGACCCAUUUAAAGAUGUCACUUUGUAUCGCAGUCUUGUUGGUGCACUUCAAUACUUAACUAUGACUAGACCAAAUCUCUCUUAUGCCGUGAAUUCGGUAUGCCAGCACAUGCAUGCACCUACUAUGGCUCAUUUUGGCAUGGUCAAGCGCAUUCUUCGUUAUGUUCGUGGAACUUUGGAUCAGGGUCUUCGCAUUAUUGGGCGGGCUGUCCAAUUACAAGGCGGUCCACAACAGGUUUUUGUACCUUCCUUGGGUCCAAAUUGUAUCUCUUGGAGUGCCAAGAAACAGCCCACCAUAGCCCGCUCUAGUACUGAAGCUGAAUAUUGGGCUAUGGCUUCUACUACUGCGGAGCUACUUGGUUGA
This is a messenger RNA of Telopea speciosissima, 783 nucleotides long. RefSeq lists its product as uncharacterized. The coding region runs from base 1 to 783 and encodes 260 amino acids. The transcript has 2 exons. Lineage: Eukaryota; Viridiplantae; Streptophyta; Magnoliopsida; Proteales; Proteaceae. The record is from RefSeq and is a predicted model, not a curated record.